Molecule: messenger RNA, 2331 nt
Organism: Verruconis gallopava
Lineage: Eukaryota; Fungi; Ascomycota; Dothideomycetes; Venturiales; Sympoventuriaceae
Exons: 3
Coding region: 354-1616 (420 amino acids)
Source: RefSeq, a predicted model, not a curated record
GCUUCUUCGAUACGGACACGGUCGAGAAACUCCGCUUGGCUGCCUGGCCCACAACGAACCCGCUCCAUGUAGUCCGUCUUCUCGGUCCCUUUCGUCGUCAUCGGCUUCGUCGUCGUUGCUCGCCUCCUCCCCUUUCCUUCCCUUCGUCGUCGUCACUCGUUCUAACGAAAACCUCGACCGCGCACCUAGGAGCCAGCUUUGGCCUGUGUCAUCUAGCGAAGCGCUGGCGCUGAGCUCAGCACGACACGAUCCUCGCGGAACCGUACCCUUGUGUAUUCCUUGUUUCGCGUUCUGUGCUUCGUGCUCGUGCCGCCGGCUUCACACUUCUCGUUUCUUCAUUGUGCACGACGAGAAUGCGGCCGCAUGGCGUGUUCGGAAAGCAGAAUGCCCUUUCGCUCUUCGCCCUCUUCGCCUUCGUCCUCACUGCCCUUCACUUCUAUUGUUCACCCUCGCAACGGUUCGGUGGUGACGGUCGUCUCUUGGCAGUGCCGGCGUUUGGACGCCGCAAGCUUCAGAGGCACUGGUCCAUAACGGGGAGGGGUCAUCUCGAGGGCGUCACGAACUUCAGAAAGCCCCCAGGACUGAAGGUCGUGGCUCUUGUGUUCUACGGCAGGCCGGGGAGUGUGUCCAUCCUGGAUUGCUAUCUGAAGAGAAAUCUGGCCGUGAACGGUGGUGUCCUGGACGAAGUCGUCUUCCUGGCGCGCACGAGACGGGUGCGCGACCUGCUCUACCUGGACGAGCUUGUUCGCACGUCGCCGUACUACCGCCGGCAGGAUCUGACCUUCACGCGUGGCGAUUACAGAUCGGCGUACAACUUUGUCGAAAACGGGACCAUGUAUGUGAAGAUCGAUGACGACAUUGUGUUCAUGGAGGACUCUACGAUCCCGAGCCUGGUCUCGACAAAGCUGGAGAAUCCAGACCUGUACAUCGUAUCUGCCAACGUGGUCAACCAGCCGUCGCUCAGCUGGGUGCACCAGCACUUGGGCGUCGUCAAACCAUACCUGCCGGAACUGGAUACGCCUCCGACCUUCUUUGAAUACCAAGGUGCGGUCGUGUCGCGCUCGCACGACCACCACGUCGCAGGGACAUGGCGGCCGUCUGAGCUGCCCACCUGGAGCGGACCGCCGUCCUUCAACUUCACCGACUACUUUGCCCACCACCCGAACGGGCCGUGCCCAAGCCACAGGUGGCUGCCGCUGCGAAACCAAUCCAACCAUGACAACACGCCCAUCACGGCCGCUCUGUACGACGCGUUUGGGCCCAGCCUGUGGCACUGGUACAUUGGGGCGCAACAGCACUUCUCCUUCCUCGAGCAUCUGGAAAACAACGAGCUGUGGCGGUACAAGUUCCACCGCUGGGACUACAAUUAUCAGAGGAUGGGCAUCCAGAUGAUCGCCAUGAUGGGCGACGACAUCAACAGGGCGAAGCCAAUCGUAAACAGGGAUGACGAGUACUACUUUUCUGAGUUUAUGCCGUCGGUGACCAAGCGACACGGUGUCGUCGACGGCCGAGCACUUGCCGUGCACUACAGCUUUGCACCUCAGAAGGAAGGCAUGCACACGACCGAUCUCCUGGAGCGAUAUCGAGCAUUUGCGAUGGAAAACAUAUGUGUGUAGACGAUCUUAACUUUGUACAAUAUCCUUUCAGUAUGCAGGCGGGCGUUUCAUUUGGUUGCGACACGAUACCCGGCGACCUUGCGCAGGAUGGGACGGCGAGAAAAGACUCAGAUAGACUAGGGAAGUGCGAUGGUUUGUUCCGGAUAGAGUUAGCCAGCUGAGCACACGCAUCAUGGCACGAGAAGGUUUUCGGACACGGCUCAACGCCAGGAGUGAUUUGAGCGGGCAUCCGUAUUCAGCCCAGCAUCUCGGCAGCCGCGAGGACGAGGGUGCUGAUGACGAUGAUGACGGGAUCAGCUGGAGCGGCCAGGCGACGCGUGGUGCUUCCCUUUUUGGGCUGGACAGACUAAGCGCCAAGCAACGGCGCCUCCAAGCCGGACCAAGAAGAACGCUCAGCGUCGUGCUGCUGACUGCCGAGCGACGAGGAAAAUUUUUUCUGUCCGUCGGUUGCUGCGCUAUUAUUCUUGAUGUUACUGUAUUUACCGUAGCCGCGUCUUGGCUCGUGGAGUUGGCUGGUGAGGAAUCAUCGUUGCUGAGGCCACGCGUACUCGUCCUGAUUUAGAACACGGUGGAUGACCCCAGACACAUCACGUCACAGUGGAGCACGAGACGCCUUAAGCGGAUCCUCCAUUCCUCGCCUGGCCUAGAGCUCAGGGCGUUGCCAAAGGCCGCAGAGGCCCAGUCCACCUGCUAGGGGGCACCUGCUCGGGGGGGG